AAGGUUACUGUUAGCUACGUAUUGUUUGUUUACUAUGAACAAAAAAGUAAUAUGCCUGUUUGACGUUGAUGGAACACUUACAAAGCCACGCAAUAUUAUAUCCGAUCAUAUGACUGAAUGUUUGCUUAAAUUGUGCGCUAAUAUUCCCUUGGCUGUGGUUAGUGGUUCCGAUUUCCAGAAGGUUUCUUCACAGAUUGGGACAUUCGUUACCGAAAAAUUUUCAUAUAUAUUCUCUGAAAAUGGUUUGGUAGUACACAGUUAUGGUCAGAAAAUUAAAAGCACAAAUAUUGUUGAGCAUGUUGGUGAGGACAUCCUUCAACGUUUCAUCAAUUUCUGUCUCCAGUAUAUGUCAAACAUCUGGCUUCCGAGGAAAAGAGGAAAUUUUAUUGAAUUCAGAAAUGGUUUGAUAAAUGUGUGUCCAGUUGGACGAAGCUGUAGUCAGAAAGAACGAGAUGAAUUCGCUGAAUAUGAUGCGGCGUUUCACAAUCGGCUGUCCAACAGUUUUCCCUUAAGUCUUAUUGUCAAACUUCUAAAUCGAUGGAGGUAUUGUAAUUUGUCCACUUGUUUCACAGAUUCUUGUACAAUUUAAGGGACCACGGUGUGUCUCUGUAAAUGUGCAGGUGAUAAAUAUUUCUUAUCAAUACAUAUUAUAUUACAGUUGCACCCUAGUAACAUAAAAAAGUUAGCUGCUGUUGCUUGUCUACUUAACCUGUACGUAUAACUAAAAUUGAAGUAAAAUAAAAUUGUUAUUGUACACUUUGUUCAGGAUUUACCGUCAUGUAACAUUUAUGGAACAGUAGUAACAAAUCAUUUCUUAAAGAUAGCCUUUCCUAAUACCUCGUAAUAAAAGUAUGGUUCUAUCUCACAGCAAUUAACAAUAUGAUUUUACCUAUGAAUCUGGUACAUGCAUUAAGUUUUAAUAAUGGUAUGAACUGCUUCUGGUUUUAGUACAUUCCACUUAGCCUUUGUGCUUUGUAAGAGAACUUAAGAACCAAAUGUUCAGACCAGAUUGACAUUAUUGAAUCGUCUAUUUAGACAAACAUUGUCUACACCCUAAGAUACGAUUCAUGAUCAGAAGUUUUUUAUUCAAUUAUAUGAGUGAAUUCUUGAUGUUAGAUAUCAUCUCAUCCUUCUAGCUCUCACUAACAAUGUUUUCAAAUGAAUUAAUGUGUACAACAUCUAUGCCAUUACUAGUGUAAUCUGUCAAUAAUUUGGUCUUUUUCUCUAAGCGCAUUUAUAUCACCACCUAUCGAUGAUAUGGUAAUGGAAUGAAUGUUUUCGACCGUUCUAUUUUUUUUACUUUAGAAACAUAAAAUUCGCGAAAAUUUCGUCAUGAAAAUGCGUUCGGAAUUUCAUUCAAGUCCUUUAGAGUUCGCUAUAGGUGGACAAAUUAGUAUUGAUGUUUUUCCAAAAGGUUGGGACAAACGAUACUGCUUACAAUUCCUUAAAGAUUACGAUACUAUACAUUUCUUUGGUGACAAAACAGAAGAGGGUGGAAAUGAUUACGAAAUAUUCAAUGACCCACGAACCAUCGGACAUACUGUUACGUCACCGGAAAAUACCGAAGCUCAACUCAAAGCGUUAUUCCCCGAAUAUUGUUAAACAUGUAUAUAAAUAAACACUUAGCAAUAAACAACGACAGCGGUUGGAAUAAAAAAAUAUAAGUGCGAAUUUAUUUCUAAAUCUUUUUUUAUAGACAAAAUUUUAGUUCACACCAGAUAGAGUUUAGUGUGUUUAUUUGUUACUUUGACUUUUUGUUUAGAAUUAAAUAUUACUAUUGUUUAUUGGUCGUUUAUUCUAGUUUAUAUGUGAUGAAGAUAUUUUAUAGAACAAUAAUUAUUGCUCUUUAGUAUUGCC
This is a messenger RNA of Schistosoma margrebowiei, 1857 nucleotides long. Lineage: Eukaryota; Metazoa; Platyhelminthes; Trematoda; Strigeidida; Schistosomatidae. The record is from the annotation of a GenBank genome assembly.